AUGAUGGCUUCUGCUGAUACCAAGCAGCCUAAUUACAAGACUUUUGAAAUUUACCGUUGGAACCCUGACAAGCCCACUGAAAAGCCCGAGUUGAAGACUUACAAGGUUGAUUUGAACUCUUGUGGCCCUAUGAUUUUGGAUGCCCUUAUCAAAAUCAAAAAUGAGCAAGACUCUACCUUGACUUUCCGUCGUUCCUGUCGUGAAGGUAUCUGUGGUUCUUGUGCUAUGAACAUCGAAGGUGGAAACACAUUGGCUUGUAUUUCCAAGAUCGACCGUGAUACAUCAAAGACCACCAAGAUUUACCCUCUUCCUCACAUGAACAUUGUAAAGGAUUUAGUACCCGACUUGACUCACUUUUACAAACAAUACAAGAGCAUCGAACCUUAUCUCAAGCAAAAGACACCUGUCACUGACGGAAAAGAAAAUUUGCAAUCUAUUGAAGACAGAAAGAAGUUGGAUGGUUUGUACGAGUGUAUUCUUUGCGCCUGUUGCUCCACUUCCUGUCCUUCUUACUGGUGGAACCAGGAAGAAUACCUCGGUCCUGCCGUCUUGAUGCAAGCUUAUCGUUGGAUGAUUGACUCUCGUGACCAAUUUGGUGCUGAGCGUCGUGAAAAGCUUCAAAAUAAGAUGUCUCUUUACCGUUGCCACACCAUCAUGAACUGUUCCAAGACUUGUCCCAAGGGAUUGCAGCCUGGUACUGCUAUCGCUAAGAUCAAGUUGAUGAUGGCUACGGAAUAA
Rhizopus microsporus ATCC 52813 is the source of this 738-nucleotide messenger RNA. RefSeq names its product succinate dehydrogenase and fumarate r. Gene Ontology annotation, molecular function: electron transfer activity; 2 iron, 2 sulfur cluster binding. The transcript is spliced from 3 exons. Gene Ontology annotation, biological process: aerobic respiration; tricarboxylic acid cycle; respiratory electron transport chain. The record is from RefSeq and is a predicted model, not a curated record. Bases 1 to 738 code for a protein of 245 amino acids. Gene Ontology annotation, cellular component: mitochondrial membrane. NCBI's taxonomy places the organism in Eukaryota, Fungi, Mucoromycota, Mucoromycetes, Mucorales, Rhizopodaceae.